Messenger RNA from Protopterus annectens (West African lungfish), 1449 nucleotides. RefSeq names its product ermin (gene ERMN). Lineage: Eukaryota; Metazoa; Chordata; Ceratodontiformes; Protopteridae. The record is from RefSeq and is a predicted model, not a curated record. The transcript has 3 exons. Gene Ontology annotation, cellular component: myelin sheath; neuronal cell body; extracellular exosome. Gene Ontology annotation, molecular function: actin filament binding. Gene Ontology annotation, biological process: actin filament organization; regulation of cell shape; morphogenesis of a branching structure. The coding region runs from base 289 to 1203 and encodes 304 amino acids.
UAAUGGGUUACUGCUCCACACUGUUCAUUUGUUUAACACCAAAAUGGGGGCACUUAUUAUGCGAGGGGAUUGAUGACUCACCAUUGGCCAGCUCUGUGAAAUGGACUAACAAAGCUGAGAAAACAUUUGUUUAGUGAGCAUAGUUACUGUCUUGCCAGAAGCCUAUAGAAAUAUUUUGCUACAAAAACAGACGGAUAUAAUAGGAUUUCUUAAGCCUGUGAAGUGAUCCUACUUUGUUUAGUGUCUAUUUUCGGUAGGAGUCAAGAUCUUCCUUUCAGAAGAGGAAUAAUGUCAGAGACCAACCAGAAAGUCCCAGACCUGUCUGACAUUAGUGAGGUCAUGCUGCCUGUCAGUCAUCUUCAGGUAGUUGACAUAAUUGAUGGAAUAGGGAUGAACGCAGAAAUCACUCAGAUAGAAUUAUUAGAUGCCAACAGAGCAUCACCUCUCGUGGAUGAGAAUCAUAACAGUUGCAACACGGAGUUAGAAGACACAACUAUUUCUAAUGCUGUGUCAGAAGAAUACAAUAGGGACACAGAGAUAGAGCAAGAUAAGCAAGAAGAAGAAAAGGACAAAAAGAAGAAAGAAGAGAAGGAAACAGAACCCAGAGCUGCUGUGCAGACUGCAACGCCAGAACCUAGAAAUGAAGGAAGAGAUGAUGAAAACUUAGAUUUACAAGGAGGACAUGAGGAGGAGGGAAUAACAGCUGCAGAAGAAACUAAAGUAGAAUAUAAAGAAAAUGGUCAGGAAGAAAAAGAAGGAGGAGAAACCGUGGAAGCUCAGCAGGAGAUAGAAAGUGACAAAUCAUCUGAUAAGUGUUUCGAAAAAGAAGAAAAAGAACACGGUGAGCAGGAGGAAGACAAACAAAAUGAAAGCGACGAUUUACAGCUAUCCGAGCAUGUAGUCCAGUUACAUGAAACACAAGAAAGCAACAAAGAAGGAGAGGUUGAAGAAGAUGAGGAAGAAAUGUGUCCAGAAGAAUACCAAGACAAAAAUGAUUCUCAGGAAUUUCCUUCCGACAACCCUGACUGCAACACAGAUAUGGAAUCACCAGCUAUCUGCAAGGAGCUCUCAGGGGCAGGAAGAAAGCCAGACAUUAUUAGACAAAGUUACCCCAACAGAUACAACACUGUCUCCUACCGAAAAAUCAGAAAAGGAAACACGAAGCAGAGAAUUGAUGAAUUUGAAUCUAUGAUGCAUGUAUGAACUGAGGAUACAAUGCAGCUGCCCUAUACACUUCAUUUUAAAUAUAUAGUACAAAUAUACGUCUGAAAUGAGUAGCAUUUUUUAUUUUAUGCAGUUAUUUCUGAGUAGAAUCCAGAUUUGAACUCUCUUAACUUCAUUUACAUCAUUACUAAUCUUAGAUUUUUGUAACCAACAGCCCAAUAAAGGAUUGUGCUUUACAACUGUGCAGUAAAAUGUCUAAAAGUAAUAAACUGGCUGUUAAACAUA